AAAUCAUAGGGCGUAUAAGGAAGUUAUUUUAGACGGUGUAAAAAAACAAGUACAGGGACUUUUACAUAGACUGUAAAGCAGGAUUUACCUCUCUGAAAAUGCCUGGGAAGAAAGUCUGCAUCGUUGGAUCUGGAAAUUGGGGCUCGUCCAUCGCCAAAAUAAUCGGGCGCAAUGUCAAAGCCUCCAACCGCUUCGACCCCAUUGUGAACAUGUGGGUUUACGAAGAGAUGAUCGACGGAAAGAAGCUCACGGAGAUCAUCAAUACUGACCACGAAAACGUCAAAUAUCUACCAGGUCACAAGCUGCCAAGGAAUGUGGUCGCAAUUCCAGAGAUCACAGAGGCCGUCAAAGGAGCAAAGAUCCUCGUCUUCGUAAUCCCGCACCAGUUCAUCAGCAACCUCUGCGACCAGAUGAAACCUCACAUCACCGAGGGAACCAUCGGGAUAUCCCUCAUCAAAGGUAUCGAUGAGGGACCGGACGGACUGAAGCUCAUCUCUGACAUCAUCCGGGAGAAACUAGAGAUCGAAGUCAGCGUCCUGAUGGGGGCCAACAUCGCCAGCGAAGUGGCUGAUGAGAAGUUUUGUGAAACCACCAUCGGCGCAAAAAACGAGGCAAACGGCGCCAUCUUCAAGGAGAUGCUCCAAACUCCCAACUUCCGCAUCACUGUGGUGCAGGAGAGCGAUACAGUGGAGAUGUGUGGAGCGCUCAAGAACAUCGUGGCAGUAGGGGCUGGAUUCUGCGACGGUCUUAGUUUCGGCGACAACACCAAGGCAGCGGUGAUCCGUCUGGGUCUGAUGGAGAUGGUCGCCUUCACCAAGCUGUUCUGCAAAGGCCAAGUGAGCUCCGACACGUUCCUGGAAAGCUGCGGCGUGGCCGACCUCAUCACCACCUGCUACGGGGGACGGAACCGCAAAGUGGCCGAGGCCUUCGUCAGAACCUCCAAGUCGAUCGUUGAGCUGGAGGCAGAAAUGCUCAACGGCCAGAAGCUGCAGGGUCCACAGACGUCAGCGGAAGUCUACAAGAUCCUACAAAAGAGGGACAUGGUGAACAAGUUUCCAUUGUUCUCUUCGGUCUACCAGAUCUGCUUCGAGGGCAAAGACGUGAAAGAGUUCAUCGUGUGUCUGCAGAACCACCCACAGCACAUCUGACGGGAGCAAACACCAGCCACUGCUGCGCCUUCAAUAGCAGUCUACGACCACUAGAGGGGGCCAGAGAUUAAUCAGCUAGAGACGCACAAUGCAACAGGGAAACUACAUAAAGACAAAGUGCACUUUGACUUUUUUGUUCAGGACAUUUCAUCAUAGAGCCUUUUUAUUUUUAGCUUUGAAAGCAUUUUUCUUUUUUUU
Messenger RNA from Labrus bergylta (ballan wrasse), 1346 nucleotides. It is a transcript of the gene gpd1c, whose product is annotated as glycerol-3-phosphate dehydrogenase 1c. Gene Ontology annotation, biological process: glycerol-3-phosphate catabolic process; carbohydrate metabolic process. Gene Ontology annotation, cellular component: cytosol; glycerol-3-phosphate dehydrogenase (FAD) complex. NCBI's taxonomy places the organism in Eukaryota, Metazoa, Chordata, Actinopteri, Labriformes, Labridae. Gene Ontology annotation, molecular function: NAD binding; protein homodimerization activity; glycerol-3-phosphate dehydrogenase [NAD(P)+] activity. The record is from RefSeq and is a predicted model, not a curated record.